AACUCCCGGAGGGGCGGGGCAAGAGUGGGAGGACACCCCGCGCGCGGCCGCCAGCGCUCCGGGAUCUCGAGAUAGCCGCAGCUCUCGCGAUCUUUCUGGAGCCGCACCUCCACGCGGAGUCCGAGCGCGUGUGCUGAGACCCGAGGGUCGGGAGGGCGGAGACUGGGAGGGAGGGAGAAGCCCCUUUGGCCUGCCUUACGGAAGCCUGCGAGGGAGGGUGGUGUCCACUGCCCAGUUCCGUGUCCCGAUGCCCAGCGCCAGCGCCAGCCGCAAGAGUCAGGAGAAGCCGCGGGAGAUCAUGGACGCGGCGGAAGAUUAUGCUAAAGAGAGAUAUGGAAUAUCUUCAAUGAUACAAUCACAAGAAAAACCAGAUCGAGUUUUGGUUCGGGUUAGAGACUUGACAAUACAAAAAGCUGAUGAAGUUGUUUGGGUGCGUGCAAGAGUUCAUACAAGCAGAGCUAAAGGGAAACAGUGCUUCUUAGUCCUACGUCAGCAGCAGUUUAAUGUCCAGGCUCUUGUGGCGGUGGGAGACCAUGCAAGCAAGCAGAUGGUUAAAUUUGCUGCCAACAUCAACAAAGAGAGCAUUGUGGAUGUAGAAGGUGUUGUGAGAAAAGUGAAUCAGAAAAUUGAAAGCUGUACACAGCAAGAUGUUGAGUUACAUGUUCAGAAGAUUUACGUGAUCAGUUUGGCUGAACCCCGUCUGCCCCUGCAGCUGGAUGAUGCUGUUCGGCCUGAGGCGGAAGGAGAAGAGGAAGGAAGAGCUACUGUUAACCAGGAUACAAGAUUAGACAACAGAGUCAUUGAUCUUAGGACAUCAACUAGUCAGGCAGUCUUCCGUCUCCAGUCUGGCAUCUGCCAUCUCUUCCGAGAAACUUUAAUUAACAAAGGUUUUGUGGAAAUCCAAACUCCUAAAAUUAUUUCAGCUGCCAGUGAAGGAGGAGCCAAUGUUUUUACUGUGUCAUAUUUUAAAAACAAUGCAUACCUGGCUCAGUCCCCACAGCUAUAUAAGCAAAUGUGCAUUUGUGCUGAUUUUGAGAAGGUUUUCUGUAUUGGACCAGUAUUCAGAGCGGAAGACUCUAAUACCCAUAGACAUCUAACUGAGUUUGUUGGUUUGGACAUUGAAAUGGCUUUUAAUUACCAUUACCACGAAGUUAUGGAAGAAAUUGCUGACACCAUGGUACAAAUAUUCAAAGGACUUCAAGAAAGGUUUCAGACUGAAAUUCAAACGGUGAAUAAACAGUUCCCAUGUGAGCCAUUCAAAUUUUUGGAGCCAACUCUAAGACUAGAGUAUUGUGAAGCAUUGGCUAUGCUUAGGGAAGCUGGAGUCGAAAUGGGAGAUGAAGAUGAUCUGAGCACACCAAAUGAAAAGCUGUUGGGUCAUUUGGUAAAGGAAAAGUAUGAUACAGAUUUUUAUAUUCUUGAUAAAUAUCCAUUGGCUGUAAGACCUUUCUAUACCAUGCCUGACCCAAGAAAUCCCAAACAGUCCAACUCUUACGAUAUGUUCAUGAGAGGAGAAGAAAUAUUGUCAGGAGCUCAAAGAAUACAUGAUCCUCAGCUGCUAACAGAGAGAGCUUUACAUCAUGGAAUUGAUUUGGAGAAAAUUAAGGCUUACAUUGAUUCCUUUCGCUUUGGAGCCCCUCCUCAUGCUGGUGGAGGCAUUGGAUUGGAACGAGUUACUAUGCUGUUUCUGGGAUUGCAUAAUGUUCGUCAGACCUCCAUGUUCCCUCGUGAUCCCAAACGACUCACUCCUUAAAUUCACACUUUGCCACUUAACUCCAGUGUGGAUGACAGAGCAAGACCCUGCCUCAAAAAAAAAAAAAAAAAAAAAAAAAAAGCCACACUUAUUCUUUUCAGUAACCUGCUAGUGCAUAGGCUGUACUUUAGGUACUUAAAAUAUGCACUAGAAUAAAUUUGCAAGGCCCUAAAGUAUCACUGUUAUUUUUGGAGUAAUUCAGUGUAGGUUCAUUUAAAAGAGAUUUUUAUAACUUCAGAUAUGCAUCAGUAGGAAAUACUUGAGAAAUUCAUAUGGUUAUGUUAAAAAUUCAUAUUCUGUUACUACAGUAAACGUUAAGAGUUUUAAACAGUUAAGAUUGUACAAUUUUUUUUCUUUUCUAUAUUACAAGGGCCCCAGUGUUAAUGUCUUAGAUUUUCAGUAUUUGAACUUAUUUUUUUAAAUUCUGACAUUGGGAUAAGAAUAAUUCAGGUAGCAUCUGAAAUUUUAAUGAAUGUAUAAUUGGCAUAUCAUGGAAAAUUAACCAUAAAGUAUCAGUUCUUAAAAGUUAUGCCUAGAAAUUAUGUAAAGCUAAACUACUGGUUAGAAAGUAUUCAGUGUAAUAUUGUAUUAAUUUGUUAAAUUCUAAACUUGAAUUUCAAUAAAAUUUUAAAGCUAA
Messenger RNA from Pongo pygmaeus (Bornean orangutan), 2390 nucleotides. It is a transcript of the gene DARS1, whose product is annotated as aspartyl-tRNA synthetase 1. Gene Ontology annotation, biological process: aspartyl-tRNA aminoacylation. The transcript is spliced from 16 exons. Gene Ontology annotation, molecular function: aspartate-tRNA ligase activity; ATP binding; RNA binding. The record is from RefSeq and is a predicted model, not a curated record. NCBI's taxonomy places the organism in Eukaryota, Metazoa, Chordata, Mammalia, Primates, Hominidae. Gene Ontology annotation, cellular component: aminoacyl-tRNA synthetase multienzyme complex; cytoplasm; cytosol. The coding region runs from base 248 to 1753 and encodes 501 amino acids.